Messenger RNA from Argentina anserina (silverweed cinquefoil), 772 nucleotides. RefSeq lists its product as uncharacterized. Gene Ontology annotation, biological process: dolichol-linked oligosaccharide biosynthetic process. Gene Ontology annotation, molecular function: hexosyltransferase activity. The transcript is spliced from 4 exons. Gene Ontology annotation, cellular component: UDP-N-acetylglucosamine transferase complex. The record is from RefSeq and is a predicted model, not a curated record. Lineage: Eukaryota; Viridiplantae; Streptophyta; Magnoliopsida; Rosales; Rosaceae. The coding region runs from base 141 to 650 and encodes 169 amino acids.
UUAUUUCAGGGGUUGUUGCAACAAACUUUCAGAUACAAACAAACAAGCUUGGGCUAAACUCUAUUUCCGAGUUUCAACAUUUGUGCGUAGGAUUAGUUUGUGGAACUAGACGUAUUGUAGGAGGAGAUACUGAGGUUACAAUGAAGUUUAAGAAGACAGUUUUUGUAACUGUUGGGACAACUAGUUUUGAUGCUCUAGUGAAAGCGGUGGUUACACCAGAGGUUAAAGACGAGCUGUCAAGAAGAGGGUACACUGAUAUUCUCAUUCAAAUGGGCCGUGGCUCCUAUAUUCCCUCAAAGUCUGAAGGAAGUGGUGAUUCCAUCGGAGUAGAUUAUUUCACUUUUUCAUCAAGCAUUGCAGACCAUCUAAGAGCGGCAUCUCUUGUCAUUAGCCAUGCAGGGUCAGGGAGCAUAUUUGAGACAUUGCGACUUGGGAAGCCCUUGAUUGUUGUGGUUAAUGAAGAUUUGAUGGACAACCAUCAAUGUGAGUUGGCAGAAGAACUAGCAGACAGGAAGCAUCUGUACUAUGCUCGUCCACAGACACUUCAACACAUUAUUGCAGAUAUGAAAGUGGAGUCCCUCAUUCCAUACCAUCCAGGUGAUGCCACACCCGUAGCCAAACUUAUCAAUAGGUUUCUUGGUUUUUUCUGAGGAUUGAUGGACGUGUAAUGACCAUAUUACUUGAUCCUAAUAUAUCAGUUAGUUUACUGAAUUUGCAUGAUCAAGAUGGAUCCUUUGGUGAAGUAAGAAUUAUUUCAUGGUGAGCAUGGAUA